Cercopithifilaria johnstoni is the source of this 888-nucleotide messenger RNA. NCBI's taxonomy places the organism in Eukaryota, Metazoa, Nematoda, Chromadorea, Rhabditida, Onchocercidae. The record is from the annotation of a GenBank genome assembly.
AUGCUUGAGGAAGAAGAUAUGACUCCUUUAGGACAGCUAAAAGCAGCACAUCGAAAGGAACGCAAAGAGCUACAAUCUAAGAUAAUGAACAUGAAACAUUCGAUUGCGAAAAAUGACAAGAAGCGAAAGAAAGAAAUAAUUGCAGAGAUAGCAAAAAUGGAAGAAGAAAUGAAAAGACGCCAUGAAGAGGAAUUAGCAGAAUUAGAACCACCGUCACCAGAAGCGUCUGCAGAGCCAGUUAUCUUGGAGCAAUAUCAAGAGAAAGAAAAAGAGCCACGCAUCUCAAAAGCUCAAAGAAGACGAGAAAAAAAAGCCGAAUUUAACAGGAAACAGGAAGAAGCAGCAAUACAAACUAGGAUUGAUACGGAAAAUGCACCUCGGAAACUCGAAAGGGAAGCAAUCGAACGACAGUUAAUGGAUCGUGGACUUAGGAUAUACAAUAUUGAGCCGGAUGGUGAUUGCUUGUACAGUGCUAUAGCACAUCAACUAUCAUUGGUUACUUCACAUCAGUUUAGAGGUUCCGAUAUUCGUCAAAAGGCUGCUGCUUAUAUGCGAACACAUAAAGACGAUUUUCUUCCAUUUUUAAUUGGUGAUAAUGGGGAAGCAGUAGAUGAAAUCGAAUUUGAGGAAUAUUGUAUGAAAGUUGAGAAAUGCUGCACAGACGGUGGGGUUUGGGGUGGAGAACCGGAGCUUCGAGCCACAGCUUGUGCGUUGGAAAGGCGAAUUGAAGUAAUUCAGCCGGGAGGACGAGUUUUACCUUUCGGAGAAGAAUAUAGCGGCAGAAAACCUCUCGUCAUAACAUUUCAUCGAUUUGCCUAUAAUUUAGGUGAACAUUAUAAUUCGACCGUCUCAAAUGCCAUCAUUAUUUCUCCUGAAAUUUUGAGUUAG